AUGUUUCAAGUCAGACAGAACGAGAACCGCGCCCCGCUCGGCACAAACAGACUCCAGAACGGCAAGCUGGGCGGUGGACAAGCUCAGUGGGGCUCAGGAGCUUUUACUGGGCCAACAGGUGGUGCGCCAGGUCUACCUGCAGCGCAAACACGAACAAACGGCGGACCUGCAUCAAGCUUUGCGCAAGCAAUGGGCAACUCGCAGCCUCAUACUCCGCUCAACCUUGAAGAGUUUCCUUCGCUGUCUGGUGCUCCCCAGGCACAGCAGAACACCACCGCUCAGCAGAUGUGGGCAAACCCUACCCUCCGCACAACCCCGCACACGACCAUUCAGCGACCGCAAGGGCAGACACCACAACCGGGACAGUCAGGACAAGCGCCCAACCAACAGCUGCCGAAUCAAAAUGAAGAUUCUCCCCAAGGCCAGUUUGGCGGUGCUGGCGACGACUACCGGUUCGGUGGGCAAGGAGGAGUAGGGCAGCUCUCUGGCAGUGCUCAACCACAGACAGGCAAUAUCGAAGAAUUUCCACCAUUGGGGAACAAUGCCGCAGGAGAAAUUGGGCCGGAUCGACGGGCAGGAUUGAUUCAGAAUGCAGCAGCGUUCGGGACAACUCCAGGCACGAGCGCUUUCCCGGGGUUAGGGCAGACACGGAACGGUCUAUCCAGUCCGACAGAGAGUCAGGGCAACCGAUCGUCAAAUGCUACAGUGGGCGGAGGUCUUGCAAGCGCAACAUCUCGGACACCGUUUGACGGAAUGCGGGCAACGCAAAGCCAGCAAGAGGGCGGCCAACGGACAGGACAAGCGCCAGGGAAUCUUUCUUUCCUCGGCUCUGGUAUUCGAAGCGGCGGCGAUGCCACACCUGUAGGGCAACGGUCUCAGCAAAGCCAUUUUGACUCAGGUUUUGCCGGAGAUGGCAUUGACUCGCCAAACGCACAAACGCCGCUGCACAAGAAACUCGCGGAGAUGACGGAUCAAGAACGCUACGGCUUACCAGGAUUGCUUUCCAUGAUACCACUCGAGAGUCCCGAUUACUCCUCGUUGGCGAUGGGGCAAGAUUUGACGGUCCUUGGCUUGGAUCUUAGUCGACCGGAUAACUCGCCACUACAUCCGACAUUCGGCUCCCCCUUUGUUGAAUCUAACGUCAAACCCGUGAUACCGCCAGAUUUCACCCUUCCCGCAGCGUAUACGGUCACGAACGUCCCGCCACUACACUCAAAGAUGACCAGCUUUUCCGCCGAGACAUUACUCGCUAUCUUCUACCAACAUCCACGAGAUAUACUGCAAGAGAUCGCUGCGGCCGAGCUCUACAAUAGGGAUUGGAGAUGGCAUAUCAAGCUGCAGCAGUGGAUGAUGAAGGAUCCUGAUCUACCGGCUCCGAUCCGCCUGUCGCCAAAGGAGGAGCGCGGUUGGUAUCUGUUCUUCGACGUCACCAAUUGGAGAAGGGAGAGGAGGGAGUUUGAGCUCAACUACGAUCACCUCGAUCAGCGACACGGCAGCCCUGGCAUGACAGGUACGAUGUAG
This is a messenger RNA of Ascochyta rabiei, 1521 nucleotides long. RefSeq lists its product as uncharacterized. Gene Ontology annotation, cellular component: CCR4-NOT core complex; P-body. Bases 1 to 1521 code for a protein of 506 amino acids. Gene Ontology annotation, biological process: regulation of DNA-templated transcription; nuclear-transcribed mRNA poly(A) tail shortening. NCBI's taxonomy places the organism in Eukaryota, Fungi, Ascomycota, Dothideomycetes, Pleosporales, Didymellaceae. The transcript is spliced from 6 exons. The record is from RefSeq and is a predicted model, not a curated record.